UUUGGGUGCUGCCUUGUGCUGUCCUUUGGGUGCUGCCAGGUGGGCUCUGCUGUCCUUUGGGUGCUGCCAGGCGGGCUGUGCUGCCCUGUGCUGCCUUGUGGCGGUGUCUGUGUGUGUCCCCCUCCCGGUGGCCGUGCUGGGGCCGGCUCCGUGCGUGCCCCGCGGCCUCAGCAGCAGCAGCAGCAGCAGCAGCGCUGUGUCAGCAUCGAUCGCUGCCGGCCGGGAAGGGGAAUGCUCCGCUCCUCUGACGGCUGUCCCCAAGCUCCUGUCGGGCUGCCUGUCCCCCAGGACAGAGCCUGGAAAGGAGGGUACAACACCCGGCCAGGGCUGCUGCGGACGCUGCUGUUUGUCCCCCCCCAGCCCGGGUGCAGCACUGGGAGCACUGGGAGCCAGCGCAGCGCUGCAGGGCACGGCCUGGAUGGUCCCGAGGGUUUUGGGGGUUCUUCCCCCACCUCUGUUGUCCCCCAGGGCUCAGUGGCAAGGUUCAGAGCCACCUGGGUGCCCCUAUGUCCUGCCAGGCCGUGAUGUCCCUGCCUGGGGGGUGGCAGGUUUGCUGCUGGCGGCGCCUCAUCCUCUGUAGAGCCCUGGGGAGCACAGAGGACAAGGCCAGGUCAGCUCCCGCAGGCACACAGGGCACCCUGUGAGGGGCACCCCACAACGAUUCCCUGCAGGGAUCCCCUCCAGCCGCUCCUGCUGGGACAGGCCAGCUCCCGGCUCCUCUCUCAUCCCUGCAAGGCUUCCUUGGACGCACCAAAGGUGGAGGCUGCCGUGGGGCAGCAAGGCUGUGACACUGGGACACUUCCUCCUGCCUCGGGUGCUGUGACCCAUCCCCACACAGCCAUCCCUGUGUCCCUGAGCCCUCUGGGGCUGGAUGGGGAUGUCCCCGUGGCUGCCAGCCCAGCCAGGAGCCAUCCCCCGGUUUGGCCAUACCCGAGGGCACCGCUCAGCCCCGGGAGCCUGAGGCUGCUGCCGGCUCCCAGCUGGCAGCGGGAGCUGCCCAGCCCAGCUGUGCCUGCAGCCCGGGCACGGCUCCUGUCCCUGCUGCAGAGCCUGGCCCCUUUCCUGCCCUGCUUGCAGGCGGAGCAGCCGGAGCAGCCCUGACCUGCGCCCAGCUUGGCCUCGGCAGGAAGCGCUGAGAGCAAAGAGCAGCAGCCCAAGGGGAGAGCGCCCCCGAGGAUGGGCAUGGAGGUCAUGGCCCCCCCCAUCAUCAACGCCCUGAACGGCUCCUCUGUGAAGCUCUCCUGCACCUUCAACUCCUGCUACAAGGUGGAGAACAAGCAGUUUUCCCUCAACUGGACGUACCAGGAGUGCAGUAACUGCUCGGAGGAGCUGUUCCUGCAGUUCCGCACCAAGAUCAUGAACAAGCAGCUGGAUCGCUUCGGGAACCGCGUGGAGUUCACCGGCAACCCCGCCAAGUACGACGUGUCCUUCACCCUCAAGAACGUGCAGCUGGAGGACGAGGGCACCUACAACUGCUACGUGCUGAACCCCCCGGACCGGCACCGGGGCCACGGCAAGAUCAGCCUCAAGGUGCUCACCCAAGAGCCCCCCAAGCACGACUCGACGGUGGCCGUGAUCGUGGGCGCCUCCGUGGGCGGCUUCCUGGCCGUGGUGAUCCUGGUGCUGAUGGUGGUGAAAUGCGUGCGCCGGAAAAAGCAGCAGAGGCUCAACACGGACGACCAGAAGACGGAGGAGGAAGGGAAGACGGAUGGUGAAGGCAACCCCGACGAGGGCACCAAGUAAAGGCCCCCUGCCCGCCCCUCCCUCCUGCCCCCUGUACAGUGUGACCCUCUUGAUGUGCUUCCAGAGCAAGGAUUUCUGUGUCCCCGGAGCAUCCCUCCUUCCAUGCCAACACCCACCCCAGCCUGGGGCAGGGCGCAGACAGGAGGUCCCUGGAGCCUGGCUGGGCUGGGCAGGGCUGGGGAGAGGGGCUGAGGGCCCUGAGGCUGAGCUGGCACCGGCCCGUGCCCUGCUCUGGGUUGUGCCAGUGUGGUGAGGAGGUGCUGGGGACAGGCUGGGGCGGGUGAGGGGGGAUCUGCGCAGCCCCCACACACAGAGGGGCUGGAGCAGGGGGUGCCAGGAGAGACAGAGGGGUCUGGGCAGCCCCGUGCCCCAUUGUCUGCUCUCUGUCCCGGUGGAAAAUGUGAGCCGGCAGUGUGCCCUUGGGGUCAGGGCUCAUCCCGAGCUGCUCCUGCUGUGCCUGGGCCACUGGCACUGGUGUUCCCAUCCUGAGGGAUCCCAAUAGCUGCCAGGCUCCUCCUUGCAAGCUCCUGCUCCUCAGGGACUGUCCCAAGCUGCUCAGAAGUCAGAGGCCAAGGCCAUGAACCCCCCCAGUGUCCUGGAGCUGUGCAGGGUUUUGGAACCGUGACCAGCCCUUGGUGUGUGAGGGAUGGACCCUUCUGCCUCUCGGGCUGGUUUUGGGUCUGAGCAUCUCAGCCCAAGGUGCUGGGCUGAUGUUUUUGUGCUCCUUUCCUUCUUGAGGAGGGUGGUUGUGGUGGAAAUGUCCUGCUGAUGUGUCAGACUGGGGUGUGGGGAGUGCUGGGGUGAGGCCGCUCGGGCCAAGGAGCUGCUGAAAGGGAGAGGAGCCUUUGGGCACUUGCUGGGAAGGACUGGGCACAGCAGCAGGCCCAGAGUUAGGACAGCUCUGUCACCCUGCGAUGCUGAGACUGCCGCCUCCAGCCUCCCUGCAGAGCUCUGCACACUGUAACUGCCAUGGCAAUGCACUGCCAGCGUGCCCAGCCCCCUGUGCCACCUGCCUCACCCGCCAGGUGAGCUGUGCUGGCUGCAGCACCGGGCUGCAGGCAGGGAAUGACCCAGGGCAGUGUCCCCUGUGGCACCAGGCCUGAGCUUCUCUCCUCCUGUGGCUGCCAGGAGGGGGACAGUGCCCAGAGCCACAGGGGACACUGCCCUGGGGCAGGGGAUGGAGGUCCUGCCACCCACGAGCAGCACUGCCAGGGGAGAAGGGACACCUGUGACACGUCCCUGUGCAGAGGAGGGACACCUGUGCAGUGUCCCCGUGCAGAGAAGGGACACCUUUGACACGUCCCCGUGCAGAGAAGGGACACCUUUGACACGUCCCCGUGCAGGUGCCAUCCCAGCAAUGCCAUCAGGCCCCAGGGAUGGGGACAGCUCUGCCCUCCCCGCUCUGCCCCAUCUCUUCCCACCCGUCCAUCGCACCCGACCCCGCUGGGCUCCACACUGCUCCUUCCCCUCCGCAGCAGGAAUGUGCCGUGUCCCACGCCUGUCCCCAUCCCCGCGAGGGCCAGGCUGUCCCCGCGCUGUCCUCGGGCUGUUCCCGGGCAGUCCCCGCACUGUCCCCGCGCUGUCCCCGGGCUGUCCCCGCGCUGUCCCCGGGCUGUCCCCGGGCAGUCCCCGGGCAGUCUCCGCGCUGUCCCCGCGCUGUC
Messenger RNA from Melospiza melodia melodia, 3404 nucleotides. RefSeq names its product sodium voltage-gated channel beta subunit 2 (gene SCN2B). The transcript has 4 exons. The record is from RefSeq and is a predicted model, not a curated record. The coding region runs from base 1177 to 1743 and encodes 188 amino acids. Gene Ontology annotation, cellular component: plasma membrane. Lineage: Eukaryota; Metazoa; Chordata; Aves; Passeriformes; Passerellidae.